This is a messenger RNA of Gossypium raimondii (Peruvian cotton), 2514 nucleotides long. Its product is annotated as probable disease resistance protein At1g52660. The record is from RefSeq and is a predicted model, not a curated record. NCBI's taxonomy places the organism in Eukaryota, Viridiplantae, Streptophyta, Magnoliopsida, Malvales, Malvaceae. Gene Ontology annotation, molecular function: protein binding; ADP binding.
AUAUUCUAUUAGGAACAACUAGUUAUUAAGAAAUUUUUUCCAUUUUUAAACUAGAAAGCCAGCUGUGAUCCAAUUUCAUAAGGAGAAAAGAUGGUAGCAGAGGAACCCAGACAAGUACCUAAGCUAGCGUAGAGUUGAAGCAAAUAACCAAAAAUUUCCCCAUUUCCAUGCACAAGACUUGACCGUUUCAAAUUCCAACUAUCUUUCACCAGAUUUCUGCUACUGCAUCUGCUCCAACUAAGCAGAACAGUCGAGACCAGUGCUAAUUUGGUGGAUCUAACCGAAUCAUGGGCAAUUGCUUCUCCGUACAAUGUGGUUUAGACAGUUUCCUUCUUCGUGGCUUGGAUUUCAUUGUUGGCCAUGCUAAUUUUGUCUGGAAGCUUAAACAAACUCUUCCAACUUUAUCUGCUGCUCUUGAAGAACUGAAGGCGCGAAGAGUUGACGUGAAACGGAGGGUUGAUCUUGCAGAACGAAUACUAUUGAAACCAUUGGAGGAAGUUCAGCUAUGGCUUUCAAAAGCAGAAACUAUGAUAACAGAGGCGGAGGAAUUGGUUUCAAAUGGUCCUCAACAAAUGAAUAACUUAUGUCUCGGCGGCUGUGCUUCUAAGAGUUGCCUGUCUAGCUACAAGUUUGGGAAAAAAGUGAACAAAAUGCUUCAAGAAAUAAGUGAUCUUAAGUGGGAAGGAGUUUUUGAGAAAGUAGCAGAGGAUCCGCCUCCAGCUCCAGUGGUAGUAAGACCUGAAGAGCAGGCGGUUGCUCUAGAAUCCACAAUCCAAAAGGUAUGGAGUUGCAUUGUAGAAACAAAUGUGGGGAUCAUUGGUCUCUAUGGCUUGGGGGGCGUUGGCAAGACAACACUCUUGACCAAACUCAACAAUAAGUUCAGCACCACACCAAAUGAUUUUGAAGUUGUUAUCUGGGCGGUGGUAUCUAGUUACGAUGUUGAAAAGAUUCAAGAUAGGAUUGGUGAAAAUGUUGGUUUUCCACAAUCCUGGAAGAAUAAAAGUGUUGACCAGAAAGCUAUAGAUAUCUGUGGGAUGUUGAGUAACAAGAGAUUUGUUGUAUUAUUGGAUGAUUUAUGGAAGAAGGUGGAUUUGAGCCUAGUUGGGAUACCAGAACCAAGCCAAACAAAGAGUUCCAAACUUAUUUUUACUACUCGAUCUUGGGACGUAUGUUGCUACAUGGAAGCUAAAACGAAAAUCAAAGUGGAGUGCCUGGAACCAGAGAAGGCUUGGGAAUUGUUCCAAGACAAGGUUGGAGAUGAAGCUCUCAACAGCCAUCCAGAUAUUCCAAACUUAGCUAAACAAGUAGCUGAAAGGUGUGGUGGGCUGCCUCUUGCACUAAUUACAAUCGGUCGUGCCAUGGCUUGCAAGACAACACUUGGGGAAUGGAAUUAUGCAAUUGAGAUGUUGAAGCGAUGUGCAUUGCCACAAAUGGAAGAUGAUGUGUUUUCACUUUUAAAAUUCAGUUAUGAUAAUUUGCCUAAUGCCACAAUGAGAAGUUGCUUCCUAUAUUGUUGUCUGCAUCCUGAAGAUUAUUGUAUUCCCAGAAAGAGAUUAGUAGAAUAUUGGUUCUGUGAAGGGCUAUUGAUUGAAUUUGAUAGAAUUAGUGAAGCUCAAAUGCAAAGUGACCACAUUAUCAACUCUCUUCUGAAUGCUUGUUUAUUGGAACAUGGUGGUGAAAUACAUGGAGAAGAAUGUGUAAAGAUGCAUGAUGUGAUCCGUGACAUGGCUUUAUGGAUUACACGCAGUUCUGAAGCAACAGAGAAUCACUUUUUUGUAAAAGCAGGGGCUCAGUUAUAUGAAGAACCAGAUGUUAAGGCAUGGGAAAGUGUACAAAGAAUGUCAGUGAUGACAAAUAAGAUUGAAGUUCUCAAAGAAACGCCCAAAUGCCCUAACCUUCGAACCUUGUUUCUUAGCCAAAAUGAGUUGCAAGUGAUCAGCGAUGGUUUCUUCCAAUUUAUGCCUCAUCUGACUGUUUUGGAUUUGUCAAGAAACCUUAGAUUACGGGUGCUGCCCGUGGGAAUUUCAGUAUUGGUUUGUCUAGAAUGUCUUGACCUAUCAUUUACUGGUAUAUCAGAGUUGCCAAAAGGGUUGAAAUCGUUGACAAAACUAAAAAUGUUGGACUUGAGUUACAUGGACAAUCUCAGAAAAAUCCCACAACAUUUGAUAUCUAGUUUUUCGCAGUUGCAAAUAUUCAGAAUGUGGUGGUCGGGAUGCGGAGAUUAUCCUAAUGAAGACAAUGUUUUGUAUGGUGGUAAUGAAAAGCUUAUAGGGGAGUUGAAAGGUUUGCAGCGUUUGAGUAUACUAAGGAUACAGAAAAGGCAUGUUGUGUCUAGAAUGGGAAAAUGAAGCCUCCUAAGAUGCUUUUUUUUUCCUUCUUUCAAGUCUCUUCCUGUAUGAAAUAUAGAAAAACGUAAAAAUUGCAAAGUGGUACAUUGUUGUGUGAUGUUUGAAUUUUGAGAAAAUAACUCUACUUAUUUAGUUGCAAUUUGCAAAUAUAUUUUAAAUUAUUUCA